This is a messenger RNA of Rhea pennata, 2487 nucleotides long. It is a transcript of the gene HRH2, whose product is annotated as histamine receptor H2. The record is from RefSeq and is a predicted model, not a curated record. Gene Ontology annotation, molecular function: neurotransmitter receptor activity; G protein-coupled serotonin receptor activity; histamine receptor activity. The transcript is spliced from 4 exons. Gene Ontology annotation, biological process: gastric acid secretion; positive regulation of vasoconstriction; chemical synaptic transmission. NCBI's taxonomy places the organism in Eukaryota, Metazoa, Chordata, Aves, Rheiformes, Rheidae. Bases 587 to 1708 code for a protein of 373 amino acids. Gene Ontology annotation, cellular component: dendrite; plasma membrane.
GGCAGGCAGGCAGCCGCCACUCGCCGCGCACACGCUCACGCUUCCUCAGCUGAGCCGGGCGCCCGAGCCAAAACUUGGAGGAAGCACUGCCGAGAAGAGCUCCCAUCAGCUCCACACGGCCGCAGGGACCCUUCCUAGGUUCUCCUUGGGAGGCAGCAAACCUCUGUCCCAGUUGCAGUACUGCCAGCAGGGAAGGCUUGUAGUCCAGUCUCCUUCUUACUUUUUCCAAAAAAAAGGCCAAAAGGAGCAACAGAGGAAUGAGACCACACAGGACCUGACUCCACUCUUCUCUCUGAGGAAAGGAAAAGGGAGCAGCUGAGAGCCAUCAACAGCAGCUGCAGAGGAUCAGCUCCAGCACUAAGCUCCUAGGUGUGGCCAAUGAGCACAAGCAAUAUGCAGGCCUAGGUCUUUCCCUAGACUAUGUCAUUCCAAGCAUACAAGGUUGAGGAUGUGAAGUGACUCUGCAAUGUUCUCCAGGGUCAUUGUAGACACAAGGUAGGUUGGAAAAGCACUCCAAAGCUGCUUGGUAGAGGCUUAUUCCAAGUCACCAGAGAGAGCAGGACAUCUCCAUCCAUGCCACUGCACUAUGGAUCCAUGCUACAACCUCACAAGCCCUCCAGAACCCAUCGACUUCCACCUGCAGGUGCUAAUCGGGUCCUUCCUCAUCAUCCUCAUUGUGUUCACUCUCUGCGGUAACAUUGUUGUCUGCCUGGCUGUUACCUUUGAUCGCCGGCUCCGCAGCCUGACGAACUGUAUCAUCGUCUCCUUAGCCAUCACUGACCUGCUGCUGAGCCUCCUGGUGCUGCCAUUCUCCGCCUUGUAUGAACUCACCCACGAGUGGCCCUUUGGCAGUGCUUUGUGCAACAUCUACCUCAGUCUGGAUGUCAUGCUGUGCACAGCUUCCAUCCUCAACCUCUUCAUGAUCAGCCUGGACCGCUACUUUGCUGUCACCACCCCACUCCGCUACAGCCAAUUGGUCACUCCCUCCCGGGUGAUGGUAGGGUUGGUUGUUAUUUGGGUGGUUUCGCUGAUGGUCUCCUUCCUACCAAUCCACCUGGGCUGGAAUACUAAUGGGACAGCAGUGCAAAACACAGCCUCCAACUGCAGCAAGGAGUGCAAGCUGGAGGUGAACCCACUAUACGGGCUUGUGGAUGCCUUGCUCACCUUCUAUAUCCCUUUGGUCAUCAUGUGCAUCACCUAUUACCGAAUAUUCAAGAUAGCAAGGGAGCAGGCCAAGAGGAUAAACCAUACUUGGUGCUGCAGCAGCAACACCUCCAUGCCUCCCAUUGUGAAAGAGCACAAAGCCACAGUGACUCUUGCAGUCGUUUUGGGAGCGUUCAUUGUGUGCUGGUUCCCCUAUUUCACAGUAUUCACUUACCGGGGGAUAUGGGGGGACAGCAGUGUGGAAGGCACACCCAUGUCCAUCGUUCUCUGGCUGGGCUAUGCCAACUCAGCCCUGAACCCCAUCCUCUAUGGCACUCUCAAUAGGGAUUUCCGGGUGGCGUACCAGCACUUGCUGCACUGCUGGAAGAUGAGGGACACCAGGGACUCCUGCCUGCCUCCACUCCGCAAGGUCCAGCCCAGGGGUAGGUGCUGCCAGCAGGACCUGGGCAGACAGGAGGACAAGCCUCUGAGACUGGAGAUGAGGAAUGGGAAGGGGAUCUUGCUGGCUGACAGAGCACUUGAGAGCGCGGGCGCUUUCCUGUGAGCCCCAGCCAGCCCGCUGCCCGAGGACACGCGUCUCCCGGCCUUUGGCUCCUCUUCCAAAAUCCUGCAAGGACAAAGAUUUUCCCCAGGAGAAACUCCAAGGCAGAGGCAGGGGCCACGGGGAUCCCGCUCCCGGCACACAGCCUCUGCCCCGUCCCGGAGCACGGCCGGGAAGGCCCACGCGGGUUUCCUCCCGGGAGGGUCGUGUGCUGGAAGAGCCGUCGGCAGAGCCACAGAAGAGCCUCCCCCGCCGCCCUGCGACCCCUCCAGUGCCGCAGCCCCAGAGCGGCACCCGAGGAGCUGCGCUGCAGAGCCAGCGUGCACCCCCCGGCAGUGCUGGGUGGGAAAAGCCGAGCAGGGCAGGCUGGGAGGGAGAGGGCUUGGGGCAAGGACAGACCAGGGAGAAGGACCCCUUGCAUGUCGCUGCCCUCCCCAGCGCCCUGUCCGAGGGCUUUAUGGGGGCCCUGGCACUGGGGCAGAUGAUGAGGCCGGAGGCAGGGCACGGCGGCAGCCCCACGAGCAGUGCUGGGUGCCCGCUGCGCAGCCCCACGGGGCCCACGCUGGGGAAGCCCCAUUCCCUGAAGCUGCUCCGCACCCCUGCGAGGACACAGGCACCCCGAGUGCCACGCUGUGCGAAGGCACCGAGCUGCUCGCCCAGGUCGGGGCCCUGCGCCCUGCCUUUGCCCUGGCAGGGAAGGCUGCAAAAAUAGGGUGUUGGUGCACUGAGCCUGGGCAGAAAUAGUAAAUGCUAUUUAAAAACUAUUUAGUCUAUAAGAAAAA